UCAAAAAACCAAAAAAGUCUCAAGAAGAUAAAUUAAAUAGCAUUCGUACAACAAGACGUUCAAAAAGAUUAAUGAUUUCAUUUUUAGGAAGUACCGGUAUAAAGUCAACUAUCGAAUUUGGAGAAAUUAUCAAAGAAUCAGAUGAUCAAAAGUAUAUGAUUACACUAAAUUAA
Molecule: messenger RNA, 173 nt
Organism: Dentiscutata heterogama
Lineage: Eukaryota; Fungi; Glomeromycota; Glomeromycetes; Diversisporales; Gigasporaceae
Source: the annotation of a GenBank genome assembly